CUGCACUGAUGGACACUGAUAGGUGGCACUGAUGAGGAGGCAUUGACAGGCAUCAUUGAUGGGCACUGAAAGGCAGCACUGAUACAUGGCACUGAUAGGCAGCACUGACUGGCACUGAUAGGCGGCACUGAAAGGCAGCUCAGAUGGGCACUGAUAUGUGGCAUUGAUGUGCACUGAUGGACACUGACAGGUGGCACUGCUGGGGCCACACUGAUCAUCAGGGCACACUGAUCAUCACUGAUCACAUGACUGAGCCGACAUCUUCGGCUCUUUCUGUGAUCGGUGAUCCGCUGUGUCCGAGGGACACA
Staurois parvus is the source of this 308-nucleotide messenger RNA. The record is from the annotation of a GenBank genome assembly. NCBI's taxonomy places the organism in Eukaryota, Metazoa, Chordata, Amphibia, Anura, Ranidae.